Messenger RNA from Cyprinodon tularosa, 3455 nucleotides. It is a transcript of the gene tmcc1b, whose product is annotated as transmembrane and coiled-coil domain family 1b. The record is from RefSeq and is a predicted model, not a curated record. Gene Ontology annotation, cellular component: endomembrane system. Lineage: Eukaryota; Metazoa; Chordata; Actinopteri; Cyprinodontiformes; Cyprinodontidae. The transcript is spliced from 8 exons. The coding region runs from base 522 to 2462 and encodes 646 amino acids.
AAUUACAGCUGGUUUGAUUAUGUGUUACUUUCACUUGCCAUACCCUGACGCCGAGCACGCUAUUUGACGUCAUCGUGGGAGUGUCGACCAUCGGGAGAAAUGAACGGUCAUCAACACAGCCCCGUCUGCGCCCAUGAUGUGAUUUCUCUAAGUUUCCAAGGAAACGGUGGGCUAAAGUUCAAGAGCUGUUUGAUUUGGGAAAGUCACCCAGAGGAAGCCGGGCCGGAAAUCGGCUCGGAUUGCUGAGCUUUUCUUUCCUUCUGAACUCAUAGAUGCAGAGAUCUGCUGCAGAUGACCACAUCUUCUCCUGAGUUGUGAGUCAGAAGAGAAGAGGCUGAGCUGAUGACAAGCAUGACAUUGAGCCAAGCCACAGAUGCAUGCCCACUCUAAAGCACCAACUGAGCGGCAUCCCCUCCGCUUCCCGGCUUUCACCCGGCCUCUCAGAGGAGGGUGUCGACGGGGCGUAGCUAGUCUCCUGCAAACCCCCACGUAGAGCCUCGCUGUGAAACUGGAGGGGCCCGAUGGAUCAGGGUAGUAGUGAGCAGAGUCCAGAUGAGCCGGAUGCAGGAGGCCGAACGGAGCUGGAGGUCGGCAGGAGGGCGUCGGAGUCAGAGCACGGCUUAUCCAAAAUCACCCAUAAUGCCCUGGAGAACAUGGGAGCGUUGGGGCAUGGCCUGAAGCAGUUCUUCCAGCCACAGCGCCGACGCUCCUCCGUUUCCCCGCAUGACUCCGCCUCAGCCUGCGCGAGCGCCCCUCCCUCCGAGCCUGCCGACGUAGGGUCAGACGUAGGGGACCCUCCCGGCUCCUUGGCCCCCUCCUUGGAUUCUGACAAUCCUGCCACUUCCGCAGCUCUGAGCCGGGUUCUGCAGCAGAUCCGAGCCCCCCCCAUAAUGAAGCGAGGCACCAGCCUGCAGAGCCGGCGCAGCAAAGCAGGGAGCUCUGGGGAGGCUCCCCAGAAAGGGAGCCCACAGAUCCAUCGGCGGAGCACUCAUGAGGCCCUGCUGCAGGCUGGACGCCCACGUUCCUCCUCCACCACAGACACCCCCACCUGUCCUGCUCUGGUGGACGUGCUGCUGACCUCUGGGUACCACUCUACUGAAGAACCUGACAAGUGGGAUCGGUAUGAUGGCUCAGGUCCUGCAGUGUCACCCAAUGCCAUGCCCUACGGUGCUGAGGGCUAUGACUUGGUGGACAGUACCCCAGACCCCCAGCGCACCAAGCAGGCUAUCGCCCAACUGCAGCAGAAGAUCCUGAAGCUCACAGAACAAAUUAAGAUCGAACAAAAUGCCCGCGAUGACAAUGUGGCUGAAUAUCUGAAACUGGCCAACAAUGCAGACAAACAGCAAAGCGCACGCAUCAAACAGGUGUUUGAGAAGAAGAACCAAAAGUCUGCUCAGACCAUCCAGCAGCUACAGAGGAAGCUGGAGCACUACCACAGGAAACUCAGAGAGGUGGAGCACAACGGCAUCCCUCGGCAGCCCAAAGAUGUUUUAAGAGACAUGCACCAAGGUCUGAAAGGCGUUGGAGCCAAGGUAACAGGGGGGCUGUCCAGCUUCUCUCAAGCUACUCAUUCUGCAGCUGGAGCCGUGGUGGCCAAGCCAAGAGAAUUUGCUUCCCUAAUCCGGAACAAGUUUGGGAGUGCCGACAACAUCGCAGCUCUGAAGGACUCGUUGGAGGAAUCACAAGGAGAGGAGGGUGGUUGUCCAGGGGGGUCACGGCCUCUUGGAACAGGACAGUUACAAUCCAGUCCCAGAUACGGCAGCGAGGACGACUGCUCAAGUGCUACUUCUGGAUCGGCUGGAGCUAACAGCACCCCUGGGGCCCCAGGCGGCCCCCCUAGCUCCCGGGGCAAUACUCUUGAUAACGCUCAAGGCUCGGGAUUUGAUGCUUUAUUCCAUGAGAUCAACGAGCUUCGGGAAAACCAGGGUCGGCUAGAGGAGUCCUUUGAAAGUUUAAAAUCCCAUUAUCAGCGGGAUUACACGGUGAUCAUGGAGGCCCUGCAGGAAGAACGAUACAGGUGUGAACGACUAGAAGAACAACUCAAUGACUUGACAGAGUUGCACCAGAAUGAAAUCCUGAACCUCAAACAGGAACUGGCUAGCAUGGAGGAGAAAAUCGCCUACCAGUCUUAUGAAAGAGCACGAGACAUCCAGGAGGCGCUGGAGGCUUGUCAGACGCGCAUAUCCAAGAUGGAGCUCCAACAGCAGCAGCAGCAGGUGGUGGAGGGGCUGGAGAACGCCACGGCACGGACUCUUCUGGGAAAACUAAUCAAUAUACUUCUGGCUGUCAUGGCUGUCCUCCUGGUGUUUGUGUCAACUGUGGCCAACUGUGUCGUCCCCUUGAUGAAAACACGAAGCCGCACUUUUUCCACGCUGCUCCUUGUCAUCCUGCUCGCCUUCCUCUGGAGGCACUGGGAGGCUAUUUCAGAGUAUCUGCAUCAAUUCCUGAUAAACCCCAGAUGACCUACUGGGAGGAACCAAUCAAAGCAAUGAAAGGGACUCUGAAGGUUGAAGGGAAGACGGAUCCACUGAAGGUUGUGUCUUUUUGUCCAGUUCUCGAUCAUACACUUUCUCUAAAAACACUCAGGAGUGUAGAAGAAGUUUGUCACUUUACCACUUUGUGAAGUUUGUUUUCGGAAGUGGAUAAUCAAAAAUAGAGGAGCUAAAAAGGUCUGGCAUCACCUUCUGUCAUGGGUACAAUGGAGGCACGAGCAGCUUACCCUGGUGGGGGGCAUAUUUGAAGGAGGGCCUGAGAGAACUGCACACUGGAUUUCUCUCUGAGUGAAUUUGUUUACAAGUGGAAAAAAAAACCUUACAUUGUUUUUCACCUUAGUUUUUAUCUGUAUUUUAUUCAAUUGGUAUUGCUUUGAAGUCACUGCUAUUUUUAAUAAAGCUUGACCGGUUUUCUCUCUAACUGUAAUGAGCUGAUGGUGUUCUGUGGUUUUAGUGUCCCUGGUUUUUAUUUUUAUGUUUUAUAAGAAAGUUCUCUUUUCAGUCUUUUUUUGUAUUUAAUUUCUCUCUUUUCUCAUCAUCACUGCAUUUCAGCUUAUGUAACAAAGUUCUCCUUCCAGGUCAUCUAAGAUCAGGGGCCUGUGUUUCUGUAUCAGUGCUCUGAGCUCACAUUUGUUACUGAGUCAAACAGCAGGGGGUUGUUGAAUUGCUUCCUUUGGCUGCGUGGAGUCGAUCACACUGGUUUUUAUCACUAACAGGAUGCUACUACCAGAAGAUGUGACCGCCCUCCUCCUCUGACUGGACAUCACACUUUUCCUAGUGACUCUUUCACUGUGGAAAGGAUAAUCUAUAAACUGAAUUAACAUACUUGAAGAGCUGCUAAAAUGCUCAAAGACUUAGUGCUUCCGUACUGUUUCUAUUAGUGACGACAAAAUAUGAACACAUUAGUUUGUUUUGUUUUUUUUAUUUUUGAAUAAUAAAUAAAUUUGCUGUUUUAAAAUGCUA